Molecule: messenger RNA, 1725 nt
Organism: Histoplasma mississippiense
Lineage: Eukaryota; Fungi; Ascomycota; Eurotiomycetes; Onygenales; Ajellomycetaceae
Exons: 5
Coding region: 1-1725 (574 amino acids)
Molecular function (GO): Hsp90 protein binding
Source: RefSeq, a predicted model, not a curated record
AUGGCUGAUGCUCUGAAGGCGGAGGGCAACAAGGCCUUCGCAGCGAAGGACUUCGAUUUGGCCGUUGAGAAAUUCUCCGAGGCUAUCGCCAUUGAGCCGGAGAACCAUGUUUUGUAUUCCAACCGCUCUGGUGCUUAUGCCUCCCUCAAGAACUUCCAGAAGGCGCUUGAAGAUGCAAAUAAAACAACCGAGCUAAAAGCAGACUGGGUGAAGGGUUGGGGCCGGAAGGGAGCUGCGUUGCAUGGACUGGGUGAUCUGGUUGGCGCGAAUGAUGCAUAUGAGCAGGCGCUCAAAUUGGACCCUUCCAAUGCGCAAGCGAAAGCCGGGCUCGAAUCUGUUAAACGUGCAAUUGAUGCUGAAGCGAGAGCGGAUGGCCUGGGUGGGGACCCUUCCGGCGGCCUUGGAAGCAUGUUUAAUGACCCCCAACUUAUCACAAAACUCGCCUCGAAUCCCAAAACCUCCGCUCUGUUGGCCGAUCCGGAAUUCAUGGCAAAGCUUCAACGACUGAAAAAUAAUCCGAGCAAUAUCGGAGAAGAGAUGAGAGACCCAAGAUUCCUCCAGGUAAUGAGCGUAUUGCUUGGUAUCGACAUGUCGUUUGCUCCUCCCCCAGAGGCUGGUGGUUCCGCUAAGGAACCAGAGGAGGAUAUCAAAAUGGCCGAUGCGCCACAACCUAAGAAAGCCCCCGAGCCUGAACCUGAACCUGAACCCGAGGACGAGGAAGCCAUUGCGAAGCGGAAGGCCAAGGAAGCCGGUGACAAAGAAAAGCAGCUUGGUACAGAAAGCUACAAGAAACGGCAAUUUGACGAUGCGAUUGAGCAUUAUAGCAAAGCUUGGGAACUGAAUAAGGAUAUCACAUACCUUACUAAUAUUGGCGCUGCCAGAUUUGAGAAGGGUGACUAUCAAGGAGCAAUUGAAAUUUGCGAGAAGGCAAUCUUGGAGGGUAGAGAAAUGUUGGCGGAUUUUAAGAUCAUUGCGAAGGCAUUCGGAAGAAUUGGAACCUCUUACGAGAAGAUGGGAGAUCUUGCAAACGCUAUCGUGAAUUACCAGAAGUCUUUGACGGAACACCGUACGCCGGAUAUCUUGGCCAAGCUUCGAAACGCCGAGAAAGCUAAAAUCAAGGCUGAGAAAGAAUCCUACAUCAACCCCGAAGAGGCUGAGAAGGCAAGAGAGCUAGGUAAUCAAAAGUUCAAAGAGGCGGACUGGCCAGCUGCCGUUGAUGCUUACACUGAGAUGACGAAGCGGGCGCCUGAUGACCCACGGGGAUAUAGCAACCGUGCUGCAGCUUUGAUCAAGCUAAUGGCCCUCCCGGGAGCUGUUCAAGAUUGUGACGAAGCCAUUAAGAGAGACCCGAAAUUUAUUCGUGCAUAUCUGAGGAAAGCACAAGCUCUUUUUGCCAUGAAAGAAUAUAACAAAUGUAUGGACGUGUGUGCUGAAGCGACUGAACAUGACGAAACCGGCGCCCAUGCCCGUGAGAUCGACCAACAGCAACAAAAGGCGUUGGAGGCCCAGUUCAGCGCUCGUGCGGGUGAAACCGAAGAGCAAACUGCCGAGAGAAUUCAGCGCGAUCCUGAGAUUAUGUCCAUUCUUCAAGAUCCUGUUAUGCAGACUAUACUCCAACAAGCCAAGGGCGACCCGGCUGCGCUGCAGGAACACAUGAAGAAUCCAGGCGUCCGAAUGAAGAUUCAGAAACUGGUGGCCGCAGGCGUCAUCCGUGUUGGAAGAUAG